AUGAACUCUCCGAUAGCUCCCAUCCUCCUCGAGCCUCACCUCGGCGAACUUCCUGGAAGUUCGCGAAGGAUUUCUCGCAACGAUGCAGCUACCGGAGCAUCUGCCGCCGGCGUUCGCGCUCUCAGUGCACAGAUGGUGGCCUUUUACUUCAGAGCACCGAUCAAAGCUUUCUUUCGUAUGCGUGUUGAGGUUGGUGCCGUUCUUUACACGUCCUAUCUCCAAGUUUUGGGGGCCCUACAUGAACCUGUGUCCCAAGGGGUGAAGCGAGUAUGGCCCCCGGCUCCUCCAUCUGCAACAUUCGCUGCUGGAUUCAUAGCCGGCACAAUUCAGUCGAUUGUAGCCGCCCCUCUGGAUGCCUUACAGGUUCGCUUUCAAACCAAUGACAUGCUGGAGGGUCAGUACCGGAGUAUGUGGCAUUAUGGCCACCAUAAGCUCAAACAGAUUGGUCUCCGUGGGGUCUUUGCGGGUUGGAGCCUAUCAUUCAUGCGGGAUUCACUCGGCUAUGCUGUGUUCUUCUCCACGUUCGAAUACAUCAAGUCACAGUCCUACUAUUCAUUCGUCACUUGGUACUAUGGCUCCCUGCAAGUCGAUCAUGUGGGCAUGCUUUCAUCGUCCAGGUCUAGUGAUCGUGGUGUGCCACUCAUCAAGCCCCACUAUGCAUUGGAGCCAUGUUUCCUGCUGAUGGCCGGUGUUGUGGCAUCGGUCGCUCAGCAAACCAUUCAGCAUCCUAUAAAACGUCUUAUCGAUAUCAUUAAUUCCAUCCGACUCCGCAUUCUUUUCUCCGGGACAAAGGGCUGCGAGGUUCAGCCCGUCAAUAUCGCCAUCAUUUCUCCGACUUCUCCCUCACGCGCCUCUAACAUACCCCUCCAGUCCAUACCCUCUGAUUCUCGCUCGAUCCAUUCGGCCAAAUUAUUGGAGUCUAACGAGAAGGGUAAUCGACGGUCUUCCCAUUCCUCUGCUCGCUCGGUCGGGUCUGACGUCUCCAUCUGGUCAGAUACCGGUGACCUCGCCGAGCAGUUCGCUGAGGCUGAAGAUCCGCUACAGAUUCACCUUCUCAAUUCCUCAGACCGCCAGCUCUUGCGUCGAAAAGAGCGAAGGGAGCAGCCCAAACACGUCCGCUACCCUUCAAACUUGAACAACGAGCGUUCUGGCGUCGAUAUUGAAAAGAUCAAAAUACCAGCCCCUCCCCCGCGACAUAUUUCGAGAGUUGAACGCGUGCUGGCCGCCAUAAUGACACCCAGAGAUGGACCAAACACCCAGAUGCACGGCUUAGUCGGAAAACCAUUACUUUACUUCACGAGUGUGUUUGUAUCACUGGGUGUCUUUCUUUUUGGCUAUGACCAGGGUGUAAUGUCUGGGAUCAUAACUGGCUGGUACUUCAAAGAUUACUUCAACCAGCCUUCUCGGGCUACAAUUGGCACUGUGGUUGCAGUUCUCGAAAUUGGUGCAUUCAUAUCCUCGCUCCUUGUGGGUCGUAUCGGUGAUGUGAUCGGCCGUCGAAGGACUAUACUCUAUGGCUCCAUUGUGUUCUUUAUUGGCGGCGCUUUUCAAACAUUUUCCACGGGUAUACCCAUGAUGAUGGUCGGUCGUGUGAUUGCCGGUCUAGGCGUUGGUGCCCUCUCUACUAUCGUGCCAGUUUACCAGUCUGAAAUAUCGCCUCCCCACAACCGUGGGAAGCUCGCAUGCAUCGAAUUCACCGGCAAUAUUGCUGGGUAUGCGACUAGUGUGUGGGUAGACUAUUUCUGUAGCUUCAUCGAUAACGACUACUCCUGGCGCCUGCCACUUCUUUUCCAGUGUAUCAUGGGUGCCUUACUUGGAGUUGGCAGUCUGAUGAUCUGUGAAUCACCUAGGUGGCUUCUUGAUAAUGACCACGACGAGGAGGGUAUGGUGGUGAUCGCAAAUCUUUAUGGCGAAGGCGAUCUCCUCAAUGACAAGGCCCGUCAAGAAUAUCGUGAGAUCAAGAUGAACGUCCUUGUCCAGCGACAAGAGGGCGAGCGAUCCUACUCGGACAUGUUCCGCCGGUAUCGCAAACGUGUUUUGAUUGCUAUGUCGGCCCAAGCCCUAGCUCAACUCAACGGGAUCAACGUAAUCUCAUACUAUGCGCCUCUAGUGUUUGAAUCGGCCGGUUGGGCUGGACGGGAUGCCAUCCUGAUGACUGGAAUCAAUGGUAUUUCAUACUUGCUGUCUACCAUACCACCCUGGUAUCUCGUGGAUGGCUGGGGCCGGCGACCGAUUUUACUCACGGGUGCCGUUGCCAUGCUCAUUUCGCUUUCUCUUAUCUCCUACUUUAUUUACAUUGAGAUUCCCGCCACCCCAACUCUGACGGUGAUCUUCGUUAUGCUCUAUAAUGCAGCUUUCGGGGCAUCCUGGGGCCCCAUUCCAUGGUUAUACCCCCCAGAGAUUUUGCCUUUGAGUAUUCGUGCCAAGGGUGCAAGUUUGAGCACCGCUUCAAAUUGGGCAUUCAAUUGGCUCGUGGGCGAGGUAACACCUGUUCUUCAAGAAGUUAUCAAGUGGCGGCUAUACUUGGUCCAUGCAUUCUUUUGUGCAUGCAGUUUUGUGCUUGUUUAUUUUUUGUACCCCGAAACGAGUGGGGUUCGCCUCGAAGAUAUGAACGUUCUUUUUGGCGAUGCUUCCACUGCCAUGCCGACACCCGCCACCCAAGGCGAACGGGGGUCGCUGAUGGGUGCUGGUUCACCCGUCCCAUCGCUCGACCUGCGUCGGCAGUAUGGUCAAUUUGGGGCAGAUAAUUCCAUCCCUGGUCUAGAUAUUGAUCCGCCGACUUCAAGCCAUGAGGGAGCCAGCAAACGCGGACGCUCAAAUUCUCACCAGGGCAGUGUCCGCGGCGAAGGAAUUGGUGGCUGGAUCUCAGACAUGGUCAGUCGAAAACGAGGAGCGGGCGCCGGUGCUACCAGCAGUCAAUAUAGACGUUUGGAGCAAGGAGAAGGCGAAUGA
Penicillium psychrosexuale is the source of this 2952-nucleotide messenger RNA. Its product is annotated as putative MFS monosaccharide transporter. The record is from RefSeq and is a predicted model, not a curated record. Gene Ontology annotation, molecular function: carbohydrate:proton symporter activity. The transcript has 9 exons. The coding region runs from base 1 to 2952 and encodes 983 amino acids. Gene Ontology annotation, biological process: carbohydrate transport; transmembrane transport. Gene Ontology annotation, cellular component: membrane. NCBI's taxonomy places the organism in Eukaryota, Fungi, Ascomycota, Eurotiomycetes, Eurotiales, Aspergillaceae.